Lineus longissimus is the source of this 510-nucleotide messenger RNA. RefSeq names its product large ribosomal subunit protein eL27-like. Gene Ontology annotation, molecular function: structural constituent of ribosome. The record is from RefSeq and is a predicted model, not a curated record. The transcript has 5 exons. Gene Ontology annotation, biological process: translation. Lineage: Eukaryota; Metazoa; Nemertea; Pilidiophora; Heteronemertea; Lineidae. The coding region runs from base 41 to 451 and encodes 136 amino acids. Gene Ontology annotation, cellular component: cytosolic large ribosomal subunit; ribosome.
GUUCCUUUUCCGGUUAGAGGCCAGGUUGCUCAUAUCGAAGAUGGGCAAGUUUAUGAAAUCAGGCAAGGUCGUUUUGGUCCUGAAUGGCCGCUAUGCAGGCAGGAAGGCUGUCAUUGUAAAGAACUACGAUGAAGGCACAUCUGACAAACCAUAUGGUCACGCCCUCGUCGCUGGCGUAGACCGGUACCCACGUAAAGUGACAAAGAGGAUGGGCAAGAAGAAGAUUAAACAGAGGUCUAAGAUCAAAGCCUUUGUCAAGGUCUUCAACUUCAACCAUCUUAUGCCAACCAGAUAUUCCGUUGAUGUUAACCUUGAGAAAUCUCUCGUCAACAAGGAUUCAUUCAGAGACCCCGCCCUGAAGAGGAAGGCCAGGCGGGAAGUGAAAGGCAAACUAGAAGAGAGAUACAAAACGGGCAAGAACAAGUGGUUCUUCCAGAAGUUACGAUUCUAAAUUAUCCAAUGCCUUGUAAAAAUAAUGUACAGAAAUAACCAAAAAAAAGAUAAAAUCGA